AUGGCCCGUACGCAGAAGAAUAAAGCCACUGCGUACCAUUUGGGCCAGUUGCGUGCCAAGUUGGCCAAGCUGAAGCGUGAGCUCAUCGCGCCGAGCAGCGGCGGUGGCGGUGGUGGUGGCAUGGGUUUCGAUGUCGCACGUACCGGUAUUGCUAGUGUGGGAUUUGUAGGAUUCCCAUCCGUCGGAAAAUCGACCCUCAUGUCGGGUCUGACGGGCACGACAUCUGAGGCUGCAGCUUAUGAGUUCACGACGCUUACUACCGUCCCAGGCACUAUGACAGUGCGAGGCGCGAGGAUCCAGAUCCUCGACUUGCCAGGUAUUAUUGAGGGUGCGAAAGAUGGAAAGGGUCGUGGUCGUCAGGUCAUUGCUGUGGCACGAACAUGCAACCUCAUUUUUAUCGUCCUGGAUGUCGGCAAGCCCCUGCGUGACAAGCAGAUCCUCGAGUCUGAGCUGGAAGGAUUCGGCAUCCGACUCAACAAAAAGCCACCAAAUGUGAUUGUGAAGAAGAAGGACAAGGGUGGUCUUGCGAUCACGAACACGGUCCCGCUCACGAAGCUCGAUCAUGAUGAAAUCCGUGCGGUCAUGUCUGAGUAUCGCAUUGCGAAUGCCGACGUGGCGUUCCGUGAAGAUGUAUCAGUAGAAGAGCUCAUUGACGUCAUUGAGGGCAACCGAAUCUACAUUCCGUGCAUUUACGUACUGAACAAGAUUGACUCCAUCUCCAUUGAGGAACUCGACUUGCUGUACAAGAUCCCCAACUCGGUCCCUAUUUCCUCGCGCAUGUGGCUCAAUGUCGAUGAGCUUGUCGACAGGAUGUGGGAUGAGCUGAAUCUCGUACGUGUAUACACGAAGCCGCGCAAGUCGCCUCCGGACUAUACAUCGCCAGUUGUCUUGCGCCGAGGAAGAUGCACUGUCGAAGACUUUUGCAAUGCCAUUCACCGUGAAAUCUUUAGGCAGUUCAAGUGUGCUGUUGUUUGGGGCACCUCUGCGAAGCACCCGCGUGGUCAGCGCGUCGGUGGCGACCAUGUGUUGGAAGAUGAGGACUGUGUGACGAUUUUCAAGCGCUAA
Molecule: messenger RNA, 1065 nt
Organism: Malassezia globosa CBS 7966
Lineage: Eukaryota; Fungi; Basidiomycota; Malasseziomycetes; Malasseziales; Malasseziaceae
Exons: 1
Coding region: 1-1065 (354 amino acids)
Biological process (GO): cytoplasmic translation
Cellular component (GO): cytoplasm
Molecular function (GO): GTPase activity; GTP binding
Source: RefSeq, a predicted model, not a curated record